Emys orbicularis (European pond turtle) is the source of this 1485-nucleotide messenger RNA. RefSeq names its product PLAG1 like zinc finger 2 (gene PLAGL2). NCBI's taxonomy places the organism in Eukaryota, Metazoa, Chordata, Testudines, Emydidae. Gene Ontology annotation, biological process: regulation of transcription by RNA polymerase II. The coding region runs from base 1 to 1485 and encodes 494 amino acids. Gene Ontology annotation, cellular component: nucleus. The transcript has 2 exons. The record is from RefSeq and is a predicted model, not a curated record. Gene Ontology annotation, molecular function: DNA-binding transcription factor activity, RNA polymerase II-specific; sequence-specific DNA binding.
AUGACGGCAUUUUUUACCAGUGUUCCUACCUGGAUUCAAGAUGCAAAGCAGGAGGAGGAGGAGACAGGCUGGAAAUUAGUCCCCAGGCAAAGGGGUCGAGAGGCCGAAAGUCAAGGCAAGUGCCAAUGUGAAAUUUCUGGGACCUCCUUUACCAAUGUGGACAAGCUGAGAACUCACACAUUCGCUCAUACGGAACAGAGACCUUACAACUGCCCUCAGCUGCACUGUGGAAAGGCCUUUGCAUCCAAGUACAAGCUCUAUAGGCACAUGGCCACACACUCUGCCCAGAAGCCUCACCAGUGUAUGUACUGUGAGAAAAUGUUCCACCGGAAGGAUCAUCUCCGCAAUCACCUGCAGACUCAUGACCCCAACAAGGAAGCCCUCCACUGCCCUGAAUGUGGCAAGAACUACAACACCAAACUAGGCUUCAGGCGACACCUGGCUAUGCAUGCAGCUGCCAGUGGUGAUCUGAGCUGCAAAGUGUGCCUGCAGACCUUUGAGAGCACUCAGGUCCUCCUGGAACACCUCAAGGCUCAUUCCAGGAGGGCAUCUGGUGGAACAAAGGAAAAGAAGCACCCGUGUGAUCACUGUGACAGACGCUUCUACACACGUAAAGAUGUGCGGAGACACCUCGUGGUGCACACAGGGCGGAAGGACUUCCUGUGCCAGUAUUGUGCUCAGAGGUUUGGGCGGAAGGACCACCUGACUAGGCACAUGAAGAAGAGCCACUCCCAAGAAUUGCUGAAGAUCAAGACAGAGCCAGUUGAUAUGUUGGGUCUCCUAAGCUGCAGCUCAACUGUAGCAGUGAAAGAAGAGUUGAGUCCAGUUUUAUGUAUGGCAUCCAGAGACAUGAUGAGUGGUAAGAGCUUUCCUGGCAUGCUGCCUAUGGGCAUGUACAGUACACACCUCCAAGCGAUGCCAAGCUCAGGGAUGCCCCAUUCUUUGGUUUCCAACUCUCUUCCAAUGGGAAUGAGUUAUCCUCUGGAAUCUUCUUCUCCUAUCUCCUCCCCACCACAAGCUCCUCCGAAGUACCAGCUCGGAUCUACCUCAUAUUUACCUGAGAAACUACCCAAAGCAGAGGUGGAGAGCUUUCUGUCAGAGCUUCCUGGCAGUCUGUCUCUCUCAUCUGGUGAGCCUCAGUCCUCCUCACCUCAGCCAGUAACUCUGGACGAGACUCUGCUUUCCAAGAGCCCUGCUAACCUUUCAGAGGCUCUCUGUGCUGCUAACAUGGACUUUUCUCAUCUUCUGGGCUUCCUCCCCCUGAAUCUUCCUCCAUGUAACCCACCUGUGUCAACAGGGGGGCUGGUCAUGGGCUACUCACAGGGGGAAACCCAGCCAUUGCUUACCACUUUGCAACCUCAACCUCAAGAAUCUCCCGGAGCUGGAGGCUCCCUGAACUUUGGUCCCCUUCAUUCAUUACCCCCUGUCUUCACCUCCAGCUUGAGCACAACCACCCUGCCACGUUUCCACCAGGCAUUCCAAUAA